This is a messenger RNA of Hordeum vulgare subsp. vulgare (domesticated barley), 6739 nucleotides long. RefSeq lists its product as uncharacterized. Gene Ontology annotation, biological process: maturation of SSU-rRNA from tricistronic rRNA transcript (SSU-rRNA, 5.8S rRNA, LSU-rRNA); positive regulation of transcription by RNA polymerase I. Lineage: Eukaryota; Viridiplantae; Streptophyta; Magnoliopsida; Poales; Poaceae. The transcript has 38 exons. The coding region runs from base 81 to 6539 and encodes 2152 amino acids. Gene Ontology annotation, molecular function: snoRNA binding. Gene Ontology annotation, cellular component: 90S preribosome; small-subunit processome; t-UTP complex. The record is from RefSeq and is a predicted model, not a curated record.
CCCCUCCCCUCCCACCGCGCAGGGUUUUAUUAGGGUUUAGCGGCGGCGGCGACCGCGACGCCACCCCCAUACCGCAGGCGAUGUCUUCGAUCGCGUCGCAGCUGCAGGCCAUCAAGUCGGCCCUCGGCUCCGCGCCGGAGUCGGCUCGCCGGCCCAUCACCCGGCCGUCCGUGCUCUUCGACGCCAAGGAGGCCGCCGACAUCGACCUCCGCGCCAUCCUCCCCAUCGCCAUCUCUGGUUUGGAGCAUCUUACUGGUGUGGACGAGAGGUUUGCGGGGUACAGUAGCACGCUAUUCAGCCAAACUAGCCUUGAGCUCAACCGUGAGCAGCAAACUCAAAAGGAAAAUGACAAGUUAAACAAGUCCAUCUCCUCCUACCUUCGCAUUCUAGCUGGCUAUCUGCAGCUUCCAGCUGCCCUCAAGACGCUCGAAUACCUUAUCCGCCGAUACCUGGUGCAUGUGUACAACGUGGAUGAGUUGCUGCUGUGUGCAUUGCCGUACCAUGAUACACAUGCGUUUGUUCGGAUUGUGCAGUUGGUCAACUUAGGGAAUAGUAAGUGGACAUUUCUUGAUGGUGUGAAAUCCUCGGGUGCACCCCCGCCCAGGAGUGUUCUAGUACAGCAGUGCAUCCGUGAUACUUCUUUGCUGGAGACCCUCUCCAACUAUGCGGCACCAAAAAAAGGUUUCCUUCAUUCAAGGACAGUGGUGUGCUUUUGCACUGCAGUAACUGUGGAGUGCUUGGGAGCUGUUCCCAAGCUUGAUUCAAAUAUAGUGCAGAGGGUGGUGGGAUAUGUGUUUGACUCCCUUAAUCCUAAUAUUGGGGCAGACCGAGAUUAUAAGGCUGGCGCUCUGAUGAUUGUUGGAGUACUGGCAACACGAGCGACGCUGGCACCAAAACUUGUUCAAGGCUUGAUUAUCUUUGUUGCAAGGGCUGCACAGCAUGAUGCAUUGGAGUCGGUUGAUUUACCGUGGCUUCGUGUUACAGUAAUGGCUAUUAUAAGUUUAGUUCAGUCACAGUCUGUCCAUGAAUUCCGUAAGAAGCCAUUGAUGAUUCUAAAAGAUAUCAGGGAUUUUUCUGGCGUCCUUUCUGUAUUAUCAAGUGAGUUCAACAUUGAGAAUUUUGUUAGGCUUUAUGUUGAAUCACUGGUUGAUCACAGUACCAGUGAUGAAUCCUGCCACAUGCACCUUAUUGAAACCAUGAAGACUCUACCUAUCAAGAACUUUGUUGAAAGGAUUGUACGGAAGGUUCUUGGGAACUGUAUCAAGGCAUCACGGGUCACCGAAAAUCCAGAUAUAAACCACACAGGUAUAUGGGCAAAGAAGAUCUUUGCUGCAAUUGAAAAAAAAUAUUCAUGUGAACUACGUGAUGCUAUCCGUAAAUUUCUUGAGGAAUCUGAAAUUAACUCAGUAGAAGGGGAUUCUACUUCCAAGUUGCUCAGCUUGGUGUUUGAUGAAAGCAAGAGCAUGCCAGCUGAAAUUUCUGAUGCUAACAUCUGGUUCAGUCUGGAUCAUCCAAAGGCUGUGGUCCGUCAAUCUGCUCUCUCAAAAAUUGCCAAGUCUGACAUUUUAAAGGAAAAGACUGCAAAUCCACAGAAGUUUAUAAAUAUGCAAGAUGCAAUAAUACGCAGUUUGUAUGAUGAUGAUCUAAGUGUUGUUCAAGCUGCCUUAUCCAUAGAAGGACUAGCUGCUAUUGCCAGUCCUCGUGGCCUUCUAAAAGCAUACGAUGAUUUGCUUGUGAAAUGCGCCGACAUCAUUCGCGAAGGUGGUUUAAAAGCAUCAAAGGCUUGUGAUGUUGCUGUUUCAUGUUUGGAAAAGAUGGUUAUGGAAUAUCAGGUGCAUCACGUGGAACAUGCCAAGGACAUCGCUACAAUAAUAUUUGGUCUUCUUAUUGUUCACCCAAAGACCUUGAAGGUAAACUUGAAGGCCUUGGAGCUAGCUAAGAAAAUACAAUGGGAUUUCUAUGCAAGUAGUCCUCUUGUUUAUGAGCUCACUGCUCCUGAAGUGAAGAACGUGCCUUUGAAGUCUAUAGCCUCCAUUAACAAGAAGAACAUCCAAGCUUUUGCUGAAACUUUUCUAUCAAACCCAAAUAAACAUGUGGAGUGGUUGGCUGACUGUGGAAACCGAAGUAGCUUUUCUAGAACUCCGUUCUUACUCAUAGUAUUGCAAGCUCUGCUUAUUCCUUCUGAAGUUUUGGAUAAGCAGGUGAAUCUGUGCCAAGUUUGUUUGCCAGCUCUGAAGAAUGAAUGGUCUCACAUACAGCCAAAAGGCUAUUGUAUUGGUGAUGAGAUCAGCAUUGACAAACUUGAGAAGUGCAUCACGGAACUACUGAAGCAUAUUUUCAAUAAUGACAUGGAUGCAUUGAAUGCUAGAAUUCUUGUCUGCAUAUUUUGGGGUCUGCUAAGGGUCCAGUCUUCCUAUGUUAAGCAGCAUUCUAUGAUUGAUGCUGGUGGAAAUACAGUGCUUGAUGAUUUGUUUAUAUUUUUCAUCACAUCACCUGACAACAAUAUCUUUCAGAAGCACCUACAGUAUCUGGUGGCUAACUGCACAGGAGCACCUAUUCAAUUUAUCUCAAAGUACCUUGUGGAUGAAGGUUUGUCUGCUGGAGUUCAAGCAGAGAGUAUUCUCGUGCUCGCUUCAAUUUGUUCAACGUGUGCUUUAUCUGAAAGUAGUAUGGAUGAGAGCUUGUGUAUGCAGCUUCUACUUUUGUUCCCUUCCCUUAUUGUCCCUCUUUCCCAUGAAAAUAAGGAUGUAAGGUCCUCUGCUAUGAAAUUUAUCGAGGGCCUGUCUUUGGUGUGGCAGCGCUUGAGCACUUCGGUGCCCAAAAAUGGAAACAACGGCAAAUUCCCCAUGUCAUCUCCAGCCUUUGGUGUUUUCCUCGAGUCGUUGGCCAACCAAAAGGCCAUGAUAUCCUCAGAUGCGAGAUUUUUACCUGCUUAUAUUUCAUCAAUGCUUAGCCCAAGUCAAGAUCUGAUGGUUCCUGAAAAUCUUCAUGAAAGAAUUGAUCAGCCGGCAAAAGAUGCUAUCCUUGAUUUCAUCUUGCACUCUUCUUUGAAGCUCUCUCCUUAUGGAAAGCUGAUGGUUCUGUCAGCACUGAAAGGAGUAGGAAGCAUCUUAUUUAAGGGAGAAGAUGUUAAGUCUUUGUUCUUGUAUCUUCUGGACCGUCGUAGUCAGCAUCAAAGUGGGCAUGAUUCUAAGCAGAUCGUGACUACUCAUGAAACGCAAAUAUUGUGCUUGCUUUUGGAGGUUUUGUUCGCAGUGGCAGAUCAAACAAAUUUUGGUUUUGACACAUCUGAGGCUCUAUUGAAAGCUUUAAAGGUUGAUGGUUUGUCUCACGAAGAUCCUGUUUCCGUGAUGCCAUGUCUAACUGCCCUGCAAAAUCUUCAACCAGUAUUCUUUGAAAAUUUGAAGAACGAUACUAAGGAUAAAGUAUUUGGGCUACUUAUUUCUCUGUUUCGAGCUGAGAAUUUGGAAAUUCGAAAUGCAACACGAGAUGCUCUACUACGGAUUAAUGUUCAUGCGUCUACUUUUGUGAAAUUUAUUGAAUUGGUUGUAGCGGAAGGUGAUAAGAGAGAAAAUUCAAAGAGAAUAAAGAGAUCAGAGAAUCUUAACAGUGAUAACCAUUUUGAAGAGUAUUUUGGAGAACACCCUGUGUCUUCUAUUCUCGUUUGUCUUCUGGAUAUUCUUUUUCUUAUGAAGAAUGUGAAUCAAAGGCUAUGUUUACUCCAACCACUUUGCCAGAUUCUAUCAAAGCUUCUUUCCGAUCAAUGGAUUUCAGGGAUAGUGUGUCAAUAUGACAAAGGCUCUUCUGAAACUCUUGAUGUACCCAGUUUUGUAAAAGAAACCCAGGAGUUGGUACUGUUGACACUCAAAGAUAUCAUCGAUACGCUGCAAUCGGGCCACCAAGAUGGUCUGCUCAACAAAAGAAAUGUAAACCUCCUUAUCAAGUUCAUAAGGUCCACGGAGGAUGUGGGAACUCGUAAUCAUGGAUUGUCCUUGAUUGCAUCCUUAGCAAAGGCAUUCCCGCAACUGGUUUCAGAAAAUAUUAUUGAUCUGUUUGUUGCUAUUGGGGAUGCAGUGAAACAGGAGGAUAGCCACUCACAACAUGUUAUGGAGGAUUUAUUAUCUGUACUAGUGCCAUGUUGGCUAUCAAAGACCACAAGUAUAGAAAAGCUUCUUCAGAUAUUCAUUAAAUCUUUGACUGAUGUUGCGGAACAUAGGCGCCUGACCCUCAUGAUGUACCUUUUGAGGACCCUAGGAGAAAAUAGUUUGAGUACCGUGAUCAUGUAUCUAUUGCUCACGUUGAUUGAGCGGGGUUCACACUCUCUUUCGAAACACCAGAAGAGUCAUUGUGUCCUAUCCUUGAGUGCCAUGUCACAAGAGUGGGAGUAUGGUUUGGCAGUCAAUAUUACGGGCCAAUAUUCCUAUAAAUUAUGGUUUCCUUGUCUCUGUAAGCUACUACAAGAAAUCAAGGUGCAUCAGAAACAAGUUUUACUUCCUAUACUACAUUUGGCGUUGCAGUUUAUUCUACUUAAGCUACAAGAUACAGAGUUGAGAUUUGAGCUUGAAGCUGAGGAAGCUGCUAAUUCUAUCCAGAAUUCUCUUGGAACUCUCAUGGAGGAAGUUGUCUUGUGCACUGUGUCUGUCAAAGACAAAAAAGACAAAAAAGGGGACAUUUCUGGUGAUAUUCUAAAGGAAGUCAGGAAUAAUGCCAAUACUGUGCUGAAAAUAGUUACAGGAUGGAUGCAUGCUUCAACAUAUUUCAAAGGAAUUACUCGGUUGUUAGAACAUCCAGAAGGUCUUGUGAAAAGAAAGACCCUUGGAAUAUUGUGUGAAACUGCAAGAGCGAAUAACAUGGGCCAGAACAAGCAAAGCAAAGCAAGGAAACUGAAGCGCAGCUCUCUGUCUACUGCCCUCCAAGUGGACAAGAGCUCUUGCCCUUAUUUCAGCGAGCUGUGCUACAAGAUUCUAGAGUUGAUUGAUAGAGAGUCAGACACAUAUGUGAAAAUUGCUGCUAUUUCUUCACUCGAAACACUAGCGAAAGAAUAUCCCUCUGAAAAUCCUGCAUAUAGCAAGUGCUUUGCGACAAUCAUUAGUCACAUAAGCUCUGGUGAUUCUGUCACUUCUUCCGGGUUAAUAAAUACCGCAGGGUCUCUGAUUAACGUGCUAGGAUCAAAAGCAUUACCUCAGCUUCCACUUAUCAUGAAAAAUAUGCUGCAAAGAGCACAUCUGGUGUCAUGUUGCCCUAGCGGAAAAUAUGCUCAUGGUUCUCCGAGAACUGAUGCCAGCCUUUCAAACCAAUCUGUAAGUAUGUUGCUAUCCGUACUUACAACUAUUCAGGUGAUUGUGCAAAAACUUGGGGAAUUUGUUAGUCCAUAUCUGGAAGAAAUACUGGAUCUCGUGAUAUUGCAUCCUGAAUGUGCUACUCAAAUUGAUGGAAAGUUGGAUGUAAAAGCAGCAGAUGUCCGAGGGCUACUGACCGAGACAGUUCCAGUUCGGCUUAUUCUUCCACCUCUACUGAAUUUGUAUUCCAGUGCUACCAAAUGUGGAGAUGCAAGCCUGUCAUUGUCAUUCCAAAUGCUUGAGAAUGUAGUUGGUACAAUGGAUCGGCUGGCUGUAGGAACUUACCAUACAAAAAUAUAUGAACACUGUUUGGAAGCCCUUGAUCUCCGUCGUCAGCAUCUGGACUCCUUGAAGAAUAUAAAUUUAGUUGAGCAAAGUAUUAUCCACACCAUCAUCACUCUCACGAUGAAGCUUACGGAGACCACUUUUAGGCCUCUUUUCCUUCGUACUCUUGAAUGGGCAGAGUCUGAAGUUGAUCAGUCCACAUCAAAGAAAAGUAUGGACCGUGCAAUUGUUUUCUACAAGUUGAUCAACAAGCUCGCAGAACAACACAGGUCCUUGUUUACACCUUACUUCAAGUACCUACUUGAGGGAUCGGUACAAUAUCUAUCAGAAGAUGGUGUCUUGAUCAGUUCCAAGCGAAAGAAGAAGGCUAAACUUGGAGACGAUAUAGUCAAACAUAAUAAUAGUUUGUCAGGACAAAAGCUGUGGAUCUUGAGAGCACUGAUACUGAAAUCAUUGCACAAGUGCUUUCUUUACGACAAUGAUCAGAAGAUCCUAGAUUCCUCCAAUUUCCAGACUCUUUUGAAGCCCAUUGUUUCUCAGUUUGUUGCGGAACCGCCUGAAUCUCUUGAAUCAGUUCCAGACGCUCCAUCAGUUGAGGAAGUGGAUGAAAUUCUUGUUUCAUGCUUGGGACAGAUGGCAGUGACUGCCCGAUCAGAUGUUUUGUGGAAGCCUCUUAACCAUGAGGUGCUGAUGCAGACAAGAAGUGACAAUGUCCGCCCUAAGAUGCUGGGCCUCAAGGUGGUGAGGUACAUGGUCCAACACCUGAAGGAGGAGUAUGUGGUUCUGGUCCCGGAGACCAUCCCGUUCCUGGGCGAACUGCUCGAGGACGUUGAGCUUCCUGUCAAAACGCUGUGCCAGGAGAUACUCAAGGAGAUGGAGACCCUCAGCGGCGAGAGCCUCCGGGAGUACCUGUGAUAUCUCUCCCCAGACUAGUCCUCGCUCCAGUGGUUGGCAGUAGUCACAUCGAUCUUGCUUGUUGUAUGUAAACUACACAGGAUGAAUGGCUUCGGGUACACAUAUUUUGUUGUUUACAUGUGUGAACUAGUGAACCAUAUAGUUUCUUCUGCCCGGGCCUUGUUACUGCAUGCAAUUUUUAUUAAACACCGUCAUGUUAA